GACAGGGAAGGGCUCAUUCAAUUGAUUAAAAAAAAAUCCAGAGAAGGAGACGCAGGCCCCAAGGUCCACAGGCUGAGGUACUGAGUUCUGUUUUCUCGGCUGCCAUCUGGCCUGUCCCGUGAGGUCCAAAGGGGAACUCAGUUGGCGCCUCUUUCCUUGCUCUUCACUCUUGGCUAGGAAGCUGACUUCAUCCCUUCCUGUAGGACAUGCAGGCACAGUGUGUUUCUCUCUGCCUCCUGGGUGUGAUCUUUUUUCUGUGCUCAGCGCAUGUCGGAGGUCUCAGGAGAUGUCUGAUUUCCAUGGACAUGCGCCGUAUGGAGGAGAGUUUCCGAGGGAUCAAAAACGCCAUUCAAGCUAAGGACACCUUCCAAAAUGUCACCAUCCUGUCCACAUCGGAGACUCUGCACAGCAUUAAGCCCUUAGAUGUGUGCUGCGUGACCAAGAACCUCCUGGCGUUUUACGUGGACAGGGUGUUCAAGGACCAUCAAGAACUGAGCCCCCAAAUCUUGAGAAAAAUCAGCAGCAUUGCCAACUCUUUCCUCUACAUGCAGAAGACUCUACAACGAUGUCAGGAGCAGAGGUUGUGUCACUGCAGGCAGGAGGCCACCAAUGCAACCAGAAUCAUCCAUGACACCUAUGAUCAGUUGGAGGUCCGGUCUGCUGCCAUUAAGUCUCUGGGAGAGCUUGACAUCUUGCUAGCCUGGAUUGAGAAGAAUCAUCAUGGAACUUCUGCUGCCUCAAGACAAGAAACCUAAGUUUGGGGGAUGAACGGCUCCUGAGAGGUUUUCAGUGGGAGACAGCCAACUUUGAAGGGGAGGGAGAUGGGAGGGCUCCAUUUUUAUGCAAAUUGGGUCUUUUUGAGGAAACCUUCCUGCCCAUUUGGAAUUCUCUUCUCUGGGGCUGAGGUAUUAUAGGGGAAAAAUCUAGGUUUGAGCACAUCUUACCCUGUAGCUACAAGUCUCACUGGCUGGGCCCAGGCUGUCUGAUUCCACCUGAAAGUAUCCAAGUAAUCUACUGUCAUAUUUAUAUGAAAUAUGUCUGUCGAAAGGUCCUGCAGGCCAUCCUGGAGGGAGAGGGUGAGCUUCCCCCUGAUUUACUGUGAACUUGUCUAUCCCGUGUCUGUGAUGUGAUCUAAGUGGUAUCCUGUA
Molecule: messenger RNA, 1148 nt
Organism: Kogia breviceps (pygmy sperm whale)
Lineage: Eukaryota; Metazoa; Chordata; Mammalia; Artiodactyla; Physeteridae
Source: RefSeq, a predicted model, not a curated record